AAAACAAAACAUGACACCACUAACAAUGACAAAAUUUAAACGCAAUUACACACGUACAUAUGCUUGUAUGUAUCUAUCUUUUUUAGGAAAUAAAUUUUGGUAAAAGUAAUACAAAUGUCGUUCAUAUCCUAACAUACUUCAGUGCAAAAUAUUAUACAAUAUAUAACUACAAGUACAAACCCAAGUAGUUAUUGUGAAUCAUUAUGCUGCCCUAUCCACUAAUUCUAAACUGUCCACAAAGCUGAGGUAUUUUAGGAAACACCUAUUUAAUUCAAAUCAAACCCAUUUUGUUAUGACGGAGACUGACAGUGGUCUAAUUACACAAAAAAAUCAAUUUCGUAAAAAUUGACGUUAUGCUUUUUUGUCUAGUCCGUCAUAAGUGUACAUAUGUACACCUAACAUGCAUGUGUAUGAACAUACAGUUAGAACAUAAAGCAAAUUAUGAAUUGUUAAUACAUUGAAUAAAUUCUAGCAAAGGCGUAGUUAAGCGGACAGGAAAUGCAAUAAUGCGUAUUGACCAUUCGGAUUACUGACAUUCAUCGUCGCGUUGUCAAUCGCAACGGUUGUGGCUAACAGACAAAUUGGAAACGCGUAAUGGCGCCAUAUACGUGAUUUAUUUAAAUGCUUGAGAGUAUACAUAUAAAUACACAAUACCAAAAAAUUUUGAUAAUAAUAAUAAUUAACAAAAAUGGACUAAUGUUUGGGAAGCAUAAAUACUUUUUAAAUUAUUAUAGUGAGCAACAGGUCUAUCUUGAUACCAAAAAACGAAAAAAAACUAUGUACAAAUAAUUAAUAUUAAAGUAUUGAUUCAAAUACAUACAAGUGAUCAAGUGUAUUCGUAUACUCAUGCUUAUGAAUAUGGAUUUAUGUAUAUCUGUAUAAUAACGGAAUGACUGUCUCGUGUGCAUAAAACUAAUAAAAGCGGGAAUGCAUAAACUUGUGCUAAUUUAAAUCGAAAUCCGUAUGGUAUUGAAAACAUUAUUUCAGUUCACAACAUUAAUUCAACGAAUAAUAUAAAUAAGUGAAAUUUAUGUAACAAAAUAGGAAGAAAAUUAAAUAACAACAUUGUACAGUGGCUAUUACUAUCAGUUCAAAAUUUAACUUUAUAAAAUUUUAUAUAAUGUAUAAAAGCGGACAGUUGUCAAGUGUUUAAAAUGUUCCCAUCACACGUUGUAAACAAGGUGAAUAUGUGAUCUUUACAAAGCAAGAUACCACUAAUAAAAUUUCAGCAAAAAAUAUUUAUAUCUUUUAAGCAUAACUAUGUAAUUAAAUUCUACAGCAAAAUGCAUGAUCCAAGCUACGAUGUUAGUAACAGUAAAACCUCCGCGCACAAUAAAUACAGUAUAGAUCGAAUUGAGAAACAAAAACUUGAACAGUCCAGUAAAGAGAGAAGUUUGGAUAGUCAAGUAGAUUCCAGCAAUCGUCCCUUUCAUAUGCGUGUCGAUAGCGUUGAUGAUGAGAGCACCGCACCUAUAACAGAAUCAAAUUCGCGUGAGGACCUCAUUGCGAGUACUGAACAUUUUAGAGAGGCUUCGACAGAAUUUCCACGAUUCUUAUCAGUGCCAGUUUUACGCAACUUUCGACCAUAUUCUGAAAAAUUUGCAUCACGCCAAAUCUCAUCUAGUCCUGCGAAAAGUGAUCGAGUUUUACGUUCAAAUCCGACGGGGGGGAAAAUGCGCACUAGACGUCUAAGCCAGGACAGUGGAAUUGUUUCAGGACGUUUGUUUGGUGGUUUGGAAAGCAACAUUCUCGAUACAGUGGCUCCAACCAAACAUUUUGCCAAAUCGUCUGAUAAUUUAUAUAAUUUUUUUAUAAAUGAAGCCGCAGCAAAUGCCUACAAUCAACAGCAACAGGAACAAACAAAUGAACAAACAGUGAGUGAAGCAAAGGAAGAAGCCAUAAUACCAUACACAACCAAACCCACUGAACGACAGCCACCAGCUUCAAAAGCAAACUACACAGAAAAAUGGCUCAACUCGACAAUCUCCCGAACUCUAGAUCAUUUGAAGCCGAACUCCAUCGCUGUUCCACUGCCUACUCAUAUUGAAACAGAGUCAGCAGAGCCUAGUCCCACACAAGCAUUUGGACCAAAAGUGUUGAAUAUUGAAGAUAUUCCCGGUACAGCGAUGCGACGUGGUUUAGGUAUUCAUUUGAAUACGCCACUUGUUGAGGACACUUCGUAUAGGGAGGACACUGAUCAGUGUGAUAUGACAAACUCUAACGUUUUACAAAAUCAGUUUGGAUACAAGCAACUAGUACCCGUAUCUCGUAAGAGUUCGAAAAGCUCCGUGGGCGACAGCAGUUUGAGCGGUAGCCAUUAUGACAGUCGAAAUACAAGUAAAAGUCACAGUGCGAGUGGUGAUGAACGCGAUAUGCGUCGCAUUAGUAAACAAGACAGAGAGGGUCUUGAUCCAGAGUCCCUUAUGUUUCGUGAUGGGCGGCGUAAAGUUGAUAUGGUAUUGGCUUGGGAAGAGGAGGAUUUUGGUGUAAUGACCGAGGCCGAAUCUCGUCGUCGUGACAAUCGUCGCUGUUUUAUGGACAAUCUAAUUAAAGAAGGACUGGAAGUUGAGUUAGAAGACAAAACGCAGUCGUUUAAUGAAAAAACAUAUUUUCUAAAAAUUCAUUUACCUUGGCGCCUGGAGACGCGACUGGCGGAAGUCAUGAACUUAAAGUUGCCGAUCAAGCGGUUCAUUACGAUAUCAGUAAAAGCGUCCUGGGACGAUGAGAAUGUGGUGGCACGCAAUGUCCACUACUGGAAGUCUCUCUGGAAUCGGCUAACCCGGAAAAUUCAGCUUGAUCAAAGCGUUUUGGAAGGGGAAACAACGUUCAAAGCUUCUACUGCCAAUGGUAAUGCUGAGGAACAAUUUAUUGUCAAAGAUCGUGCCACAGCGUAUACGAGUGCCCAACGUUCUCUAAUGGUUAUGCAGGUGCUUAUUCGUACCCCUUUCGACGAUAGUGACCGUGUUGGGAUUCGACGUUUACUCAAUGAUUCCACUUAUUUGGCUUGCUUUCCAUUGCACGAAGGUCGUUAUGAUCGUCCACACUCUAGUGGGGUCUCAUUUGACCGCCGCAUUUUAUAUCUCACGUGGGCUCAUCCUUCUCAGUGGUACAAAAAGCAACCUUUGUGUUUGGUUCGCAAGUACUUUGGCGAUAAGAUAGCUCUAUAUUUUUGCUGGCUGGGUUUCUACACGGAGAUGUUGGUUUAUCCGGCAGUUGUGGGCACUUUGUGUUUCCUUUACGGGCUUGCAUCUCUGGACUCGGAAGAUAAUACUCCAAGUAAGGAAAUUUGUAAUGAAUUCGGGACUGGCAAUAUUACACUCUGUCCGCUGUGCGAUAAGGCCUGUAGUUAUCAGCAUUUGUACGAGUCUUGCUUGUUUUCUCGCUUGACAUACCUCUUCGACAAUCCUUCUACAGUAUUUUUUGCUAUAUUUAUGUCAUUUUGGGCAACGACAUUUCUGGAGUUAUGGAAACGCAAGCAGUCUGUGAUUGUCUGGGAAUGGGACUUACACAAUGUAGAAUCUGAUGAAGAAAAUCGUCCAGAGUUUGAAACAAAUGCCACUACAUUCCGUAUGAAUCCAGUGACACGAGAGAAGGAACCCUAUAUGUCUACAUGGAGCCGAGCAAUACGGUUCGUCAUCACCGGUAGUGCGGUCUUAUUUAUGAUCUCGGUGGUUUUGUCCGCCGUGCUGGGCACCAUCAUAUACCGUAUUUCAUUGGUUUCAGUCAUUUAUGGUGGUGGUGGAUUCUUCGUAAAAGAACAUGCUAAAUUAUUUACAACUGUUACAGCUGCAUUGAUCAAUUUAGUUGUAAUUAUGAUAUUAACAAGGAUCUAUCAUCGUAUGGCCAUAAGGUUGACAAAUUUGGAAAACCCUCGAACUCACACCGAGUACGAAGACUCUUACACUUUCAAAAUAUUCUUUUUUGAGUUUAUGAAUUUCUACUCCUCGCUCAUCUAUAUUGCGUUUUUCAAAGGUCGAUUCUUUGAUUAUCCUGGCGAUGAUCAAGCUAGACGUAGUGAAUUUUUUCGUCUUAAAAAUGAUAUUUGCGAUCCGGCUGGAUGUUUAUCAGAGCUCUGCAUUCAGCUUGCGAUUAUUAUGGUGGGAAAACAGUGUUGGAACAAUUUUAUGGAGUAUCUCUUUCCAAAAUUGUAUAAUUGGUGGCGACAUCGCAAGCACAAAGCUGCAACCAAGGAUGUUACCCACUUACAUAUGGCUUGGGAGCAAGAUUAUCACAUGCAAGACCCCGGACGCUUGGCUUUGUUUGAUGAAUAUUUAGAAAUGAUACUGCAGUAUGGUUUUGUGACAUUGUUUGUGGCAGCAUUCCCAUUGGCACCACUUUUCGCGCUACUAAACAAUGUUGCGGAAAUCCGUUUGGAUGCAUACAAAAUGGUAACACAGGCUCGCCGUCCUCUAGCAGAGCGCGUUGAGGACAUUGGUGCCUGGUAUGGCAUCUUGCGCAUUAUAACCUAUACAGCCGUUGUGUCCAAUGCUUUUGUUAUAGCUUACACAAGUGAUUUUAUACCGCGCAUGGUCUAUAAGUUCGUAUAUUCAAAUACGAACACACUGGUGGGUUAUAUAGAGCAUUCGCUCUCAACUUUCAAUACAUCGGAUUACAAAGAGGAGUGGGGAGCAACAAGCAGCGAAAAGGAUCCGGAUGUGUGCCAAUAUCGUGGUUACCGAAACGGACCUCAUGAUCCUGAACCCUAUGGAUUGAGCCCCCAUUACUGGCAUGUUUUUGCUGCGCGCUUGGCUUUCGUUGUUGUCUUCGAGCACGUCGUUUUCGUCAUCACAGGCAUUAUGCAAUUUAUAAUCCCAGACAUACCCGCUGAAGUGAAGACACAAAUGCAACGCGAACAGUUACUUGCUAAAGAAGCGAAAUACCAGCACGGCAUUAAACGCGCCCAACAGGGUGAAAAUCAGGAUCUAUUGAGUAUUUUCCGAGAUGCGGGCAGUCGUAGUAGUGGUGCUACUUUGGGUACGAGUGGCUUUGUUGGACGUGGAAGUUGGGCGCGACGUUUCAGUCGACUUAGUGAUGGCUUAGAUGCACAUGUAGAAGUAGCGUCACGACCUCGUCGCUCAGUGGAGUCGACAGUAUGGGAGGUUUCUUGACACGAAGAAGAGGAAGAAGCUCAAGAGCCGAAAAUUGCCAAAAAAUAAUAAUACCACCAAAUCGUACGAAAAAUAUAAAAUGGCCGCAAAUAUUACGAAUAUUUGACUUAAGUUACGUAAAAAUUUGUAUGUAUGUAUGUAUGGUUUUAAUGAUAGGAUACUUAUUUAAACCUUUUCUCAUAUUGAUGCAAUAAAUCAAAUAUCUAUGCAUAUCAAAAAACGAA
Molecule: messenger RNA, 5332 nt
Organism: Bactrocera dorsalis (oriental fruit fly)
Lineage: Eukaryota; Metazoa; Arthropoda; Insecta; Diptera; Tephritidae
Product: anoctamin-4
Exons: 14
Coding region: 1284-5108 (1274 amino acids)
Biological process (GO): chloride transmembrane transport
Cellular component (GO): plasma membrane
Molecular function (GO): protein dimerization activity; chloride channel activity
Source: RefSeq, a predicted model, not a curated record